CUUGAGUUUCAGCUAUGGAUUUUGCUACGGAUUUGUUCUCUAGCAAAAUUUAGACUUAUAGCUAGGGAAUUACGACGGAUCUACCAUGUUUUUGAUAUGUUUUUGAUAGUUAUUUUAUUUAUUUAACGUGUGGAAUAUUAGUGAGGCUUUACCGAGGGAUCAGCUAUGGAUCUCGCAAGUAUUUAUCGAUGCACCACUAUCCCUCGCUAAUCAGUCGAAAAAUGAAGGGCCUUAGCUAGGGUUCAACGACGGAUAAAAAAUUGCGCCAGCCGUAUGCAUUUAGCGAGAGAACAUCGACGGAAACUAUAUUGUGGGUACGCGCGUUUUGUUUUUUCUAUCGCCAAUCUCUAGCUGAAAUUGGCAUAACCCAGUUCCAUCUUCACGAAAUGCAUUGAAAAUUCUGAUGACGAUGACGGCACUACUCACCCAAUUCCGGCAACCUCCGUAUUUUUAAGCUGAAAGUAUUCUUCCUUAGCUUUCGGAUUCAGGAGGCUUAUGAAAGUGCUAUGGUGGCUAAGUUUGGUGAUGAUACUAGUUGCCACCCCCUCUUGGAUAAUGAAACAUGGUGUGAUGUUUCCGGAGGAGUCAAGAAAGGAAGAAUAUAUGGAUUCGGAUCUAAUCAGUGCUCUCCCUCAAGAUAUAAUUGAAAAAAUUCUGACACUUAUGCCAAUGAGAGAUGCAUUGAGGACGAGCAUUUUGUCAAAGAAAUGGAGGUAUUGCUGGACAGGCAUCCCGAAACUUGUAUUUGAUGACAAUCUGGUUAAACAAUCAUCUAAUAUGGAGGAAGAAAUCGAAAAAUAUAAGCUUAUCAAUGCCAUCUUCCACGUUUUGUUGCUACAUAAGGGUCUGGUAUCAGAACUCUGUAUUUGUAUUACAGAUGCAGAAAUUGUUAAUGAGAUUGACCAGAUAAUACUUCAUCUUUCACGGAGCAAAAAUAUCAAGAGAUUCACUUUUGAGAUUUCUUCAAUCGAUGAAUAUUACAAGUUACCGUUUUCAUUCUUUUCAUUGCAAGGAUUAGAACACCUAUCUCUCAAAUACUGUAAAAUUGAGGUUCCAUCAAUGUUUAAUGGAUUUAGUAUGUUGAAGAGCCUGAUCUUUGAAGAUGGUAUAAUCACUGCCAAUAUGCUUCAACAACUCCUUACUAGCUGCCCAUUGCUUGAGGAAUUUACUUUGGUAAGGUCCAUAUUACUACUUAUGAAGAAGCUCUUUCAGUUGAUACCAUCUUACAAAGGUUCUGGAAAUCAUGCAAUUGUUUAUCAUGGUAGUAAUAGUAUGCCACAUAUGCUCCCCAUUUCACUAGUCCACUUGAGAAUACUUGAUCUCGGUGUGUGUUUCCUUGAGCUUUCGUUUGUUCUAUGUGUGAUCAGCAGCUCUCCAAAUUUGGAGAAGAUCAAAGUGGAGAUUUGUUGGGACCAUGAUCGGCGGUGUGUUGAACAAGCAUUCGAUAACUUGCCUGAUAUUCAAGAUUAUUUGGGCCUGAACUUGGAUCAUCUUAAAGAACUGGAGAUAACAAGUUUCCAUAACUAUGCUCCUGAGAUGGAAUUUCUGAAGCUAAUCAUGGCUAAGUCACCUCUGCUUAAGAAAGCACGAAUCGAGCUCGAUGAUUCUGUUUCUGUUGCUGAAGAAGUUAUGAUGCUUCGAGAUUUGCUACAUUUACCAUUGCCACGUGCAUCACCAGCAGGUAAGUUCAUUAUCGAACGUCUAAAAAAAUAAUUAACCUUUGAAUGUAAAUUAAGUUCAAUUUCAUUGGUUAAAAUACAACGAUUGUUACAUUUAUUGUCAACUGAACCUGUUUAGAUGUAUUUUUUCGGUUGAUUAUGACAACUGCUACUUUCUACUCUUUUUGUAUUUGUAAAUUUAGUAUCUUAAUGUAAAAUGUAGACGU
Molecule: messenger RNA, 1885 nt
Organism: Lactuca sativa (garden lettuce)
Lineage: Eukaryota; Viridiplantae; Streptophyta; Magnoliopsida; Asterales; Asteraceae
Product: F-box/FBD/LRR-repeat protein At1g13570
Molecular function (GO): protein binding
Source: RefSeq, a predicted model, not a curated record